AUGUGGCCAGUAUAUACACCAUCACCAUGGCAGUUCAACGCAAACGGAGAUCAUCUCUCGGUUAUCGUCACAUUCUCGUCAGCUGAAUGCGUUCCGACAAUCAAUCAACGACAAUAUGAUCCUCUAAGACCGGUGUUUAUCGAUGGACCGAGCAUAGUGCAUGCCUAUGACGAUCAAUAUCGUCUUUCGGAUCACCUCAAAUACUACCACUACAUUCUUCGACAAAUCCAACUCAAGCAAACUGGAAUUAAGUAUCGAAAUCCUGAAUAUAAUUCACUUCAAAAACUGCGUGUUCUGCCGUUGGCUCAAACCCUGUUCGCGUUCAUUGCUCGUGGACAUAAAACUGCGUUAUUUCUUCCGUCUCUCUACGAUGAACAUGCCACUCUCGAAAGUCUCUCCUUGCAAACAAAUCAUGAUCAGCCUGAAAAUCCCCAAAUUCAAUUUGAGCAUUCCAGAAGUGAUCAGCAUCAACCUCAACACCACCAAUUCCGGAAUUUUGAACAUCGAACUACCUCUGAAGCGGGAACGGGGUUAGCAAGGACUGGCGAAUCGAACAGUGACACGAACAAUUGUGUAACUGCGAUCAGCCCGAGUCCAACACCAUCAAACAGUAGCACGUUAGAAUGUGCUACCUCACAGAAGGCCAAUAAUUCGUCAGAAUUAACCAUGACGGUGCCUUUAAGACAUUUGGUUGAUGAUUGUUCAAUGUUUCGCCGAUUGGUUUCGAUGGGUUUCGUGAAAUUUUUCCCAAUUUUACCACAAUUAUUUUAUCAGCAGCAACAGCGACAACAACAACAAGAGAGCAUGCAACAACGGAGGCGCGGUGUUGACAUAUUGCGUGAAGUAUGGUCUCAGAGUGAGAACUUUCAAUUGCAAAUCCGUAAGAUGGCACGUCAAGCCUAUGGUGUACUGGUGACGUGCGAUUUGAUGCAAGCAAUCGAUAUAGUUCGAGUAAAUGCAUCGAGAAUUGAACGGACGGAUCAACUGGCUGCGGGAAAUACAUUAGAGUCAUCGACGUGUCAACAAUCCUCAUCAGCAGCGAAGUCUAAUUUGUUCAGUUCAUCAUCGAGAAAUCAGUGCGUAGGCGAUGUUGAUGUGGAUGAUGUUUAUGAUGCGGAUCUCGCAUUAGAUUCUGAUUGUGAUGGUGAGAUGGUUCAGGAACUUUUCGACGAGAUCGAUAAGUGGGAUCGGAACGAUCUGCAGGCUAUGUGCGCAGCGAAUAUUGAUGGCGAUUUUGAUAUUGAUGAUAUGGAAGAUUGGACGAAAUUGUUGUCGUAUUAUCGCGGUCGAAUUGUCGAUCUUCUUCGUGCACGCCAUCGUAUGCGGGCUGCUCAAGUUGCUGCCACCCCUUCGUCGAAUAUCAACCAUCAAAAUAGCGUUGAUUUCGACGAUUCGGAUCGUCGAAACUCUCGUAGUUUCACUAUUGAAGGGGGUAGCGCUCAGGGUCCAAAUGCUUCUUCUUCUCGAGAGCACCAGUCGCAGCUACAACCUCAGCAAGAAGAAACAUACGAAAACAACAGCAGAUCCCAUCAGGAUAAGCAUUUUCUGCCCAUAAUCCAACCGUACUUCUAUCAAGUGCUGUCAAGACGUCAACUCUCCAUACCGUUCGAUUCACCGUGUUUUUUGGGAACGGACCUGACCUGUGCCCAACUACUCGUCUUCAAAACAUGUAUAGAUGGCGAUGAUGCCAUUUCGACGUUGGCCAAAAAUAGCCAAUUGACUCUGUUGGAACAAUGCGAGCAAUUGAGACAGUUGGAAAAAAUUUUGGAUGGUAAAUACCCACAAGGGAAAAAGCAGAGACAGAUUGUGGAUAUGUUAUGGGAUUGGUAUGAGAGCAAUAUUAUAAGUGCCGGUCAGGACGAGGAUAGGGAAUCUGUAUCAGAUAUGAUCUUGUUUGAUGAUGAUUUUGUGGAUUAUGAACGAAUGAGUCGAGAUCCUGGAAGAGGCAGUGAACUUCCUGAAGAGGAUCUGAUAUUGUUCGAUGACGAAUUCAUCGAGGCAAAUCGUCUAACUGAGCUCUGA
Messenger RNA from Anisakis simplex (herring worm), 2022 nucleotides. The record is from the annotation of a GenBank genome assembly. NCBI's taxonomy places the organism in Eukaryota, Metazoa, Nematoda, Chromadorea, Rhabditida, Anisakidae.